Messenger RNA from Macrosiphum euphorbiae (potato aphid), 1134 nucleotides. The record is from the annotation of a GenBank genome assembly. Lineage: Eukaryota; Metazoa; Arthropoda; Insecta; Hemiptera; Aphididae.
AUGAAGAUUAACCGGAAAUGCCAUCACGGCGGCGACGAUUACGACGAUGUCUGUUUCAUGUCAAAAGUGAACAAGGGCGCUCAGAAAAUCAUGAUCGCGAUGCCGGAUCAGUUAGCAGUGGUGUUCAUGUGGUCCCUGUUGACGGGAGUGUUCAUCGUUUUCCUGAUGGUGGCCACGUGCGUUGUUCUAAGGAUCGAAUCGCCACCAUUUCCGUCGGCGGCUCUGCAGACGUCACGCUGUCCGACCGCGUCCAGACAUCUGCUGGUGGCCAGGCUGGACGUCGGCCCCGGUGACGUGCACUACGUUUUCUUGGACGACGACGACCGCAUCCCACGGCUUUCGGCUUGUUCGCUGGAGUCGGCUGUGGACGCCGGUUCGGGCGACGCCAGCCGCGGUCGCGUAAACGUGUUCGUCGUCGGUGGCAUCAAAUGGGUCUCGAACCUCAAUCGAACACUUUCGGAGGUGUCGCUGUCGUCGACCCUGACUCAUAUGAAGUCCACGUACGGCCACGGCCGGUUGAACGUGUCCCACGUCAGUCUGGAGGAGUGUCUGGAAUGUUCGCCGUUUCAAGGCAUGGACCUAAGCGGUCGCCCGGCGCUCGCCAAAUUCGUGGUGCAGCUGGUACUGCUGUGGCAGUUCGGCGGCACAGUGCUGGACGACGGCGUGAUGGUGAUCCGCAGAGACGUGUACCGAGCGACGGGCGACGCGGUCGAGUACGGCGACCGUACCAUCAGCUCGCGGGUCGCGUGCCAUGCGUUCGUUUACAAAGCGAUGCUGAGCGCCAAGAGGUACGCUCUCAGCGGCGAGCCGUUCACGCCGGACACCGGCCGGACGAUAGUGCACGACUCGGCCAACGGCGUGGACGCCCGACCCGUGGCCGACUGGGUAAUGUGCCGCGGUGGAGUGGUGGUUGACGAACGCUGUUAUUACGCGGAGGAGAUUGCCGAAUUGCAGGACUAUCGUUGUCCCGUAGUGGUCGACGAACCGUGGUCGCCGAGGUUCCAGCAAGCCACCCACGCCUCGUCUCCGAGGUUCCAGGAACCCACCCAGGCCACAACGACAGACGCAGUCGAGGACGAGCAAAACGAACAUAACACAGCAGACGACGAGCGAGUUUCCACGGUUAUCGUAUAA